Molecule: messenger RNA, 2524 nt
Organism: Triticum dicoccoides
Lineage: Eukaryota; Viridiplantae; Streptophyta; Magnoliopsida; Poales; Poaceae
Product: vacuolar-sorting receptor 1-like
Exons: 12
Coding region: 298-2172 (624 amino acids)
Molecular function (GO): calcium ion binding
Source: RefSeq, a predicted model, not a curated record
UGUCCGGACGGAACAACCAACAACCCCGACGACGAGACGACUCCACGCAGGCCGCCGUGGACGCGCGCUUCUCCCAAGCAAGUCCAACCCCUACCCCCAGCCAUCCAUCCGCACUAAAGCCUUCGCUGCGCUAGAUCUCGCCGCCCGCCCCCGAUUUGUUUUCUCGGCCUCUCCCCGUAGCUCGCUCGGCAGAUCUGCGCCUCCUGGGAAUCUCCGUCGCUUCCGUCCAAAGGCCCGAUUCUUUUCUUGCUCUUCGCUGAGGCUUUCCCCGGAUCGCACGGUCGGGGGACACACAGGAUGAUGGGUCCUGCGUGGUGGGCUGUGCUGGUGCUGCUGGCCAUGGCGGACGCCGUGGCGGGGAGGUUCGUGGUGGAGAAGAACAGCGUGCAGGUGACCUCGCCCGAGAGUCUCAAGGGCAAGUACGAGUGCGCCAUCGGCAACUUCGGCCUGCCGCAGUACGGGGGCACCUUGCAAGGCUGGGUCGUCUACCCCAAGGACAACAGGCAGGCCUGCAAGGAGUUCGACGUCUCCUUCAAGGGCCACAAGUCGGGAGCCCGCCCCAACUUCGUCCUCAUCGACCGCGGAGAAUGCUUUUUCACAACAAAGGCAUGGAAUGCACAACUUGCUGGAGCUGCAGCAAUUCUCGUUGUGGAUAGCAAGGACGAGCCUUUGAUCACAAUGGACAACCCAGAAGAUACUGGCACGAAGCACUUAGAAAAUAUCACUAUUCCAUCAGUGCUGAUAACAAAGAAACUGGGCGAGGACCUUAAGAAAUCUGCUGAAAAUGGUGACAUGGUUAGUGUCCUCCUGGAUUGGAGGGAAUCCCUUCCCCAUCCCGAUGAGCGUGUAGAGUAUGAAUUCUGGACAAACAGUAAUGAUGAAUGUGGUCCUAAAUGUGAUAUGCAAAUGGAUUUUGUGAAGAGCUUCAGAGGAACCGCACAAGUUCUUGAGCAGAAGGGUUACACACAGUUCACUCCUCAUUAUAUUACAUGGUAUUGCCCGGAAGCUUUUACCGUGAGCAAGCAAUGCAAAUCCCAGUGCAUAAAUCAUGGGAGAUAUUGUGCACCGGACCCAGAGCAGGAUUUCAGCAAAGGAUAUGAUGGAAAGGAUGUCGUGGUCCAGAAUUUACACCAAGUCUGUGUAUUCAAGGUUGCCAAUGACACUGGCAAGCCAUGGUUGUGGUGGGAUUAUGUACAUGACUUUGCCAUUAGAUGCCCAAUGAAGGAGAAGAAAUACACACAUGAAUGUGCAAGUCAUGUUAUUAAGUCACUUGGUUUGGACAUGGACAAGAUAAACAAGUGUGUUGGAGAUCCUGAAGCUGAUGAGGAAAACCCAAUUCUAAAGGCGGAACAAGAUGCCCAAAUUGGUCAUGGUAAACGAGGAGAUGUCACGAUACUGCCAACCCUUGUCGUCAAUAACAGGCAAUACCGAGGUAAGUUGGACAAAGGUGCUGUUCUAAAAGCAAUCUGUUCAGGAUUUGAGGAGACAACUGAGCCCGCUAUUUGUUUGAGUGAAGAUGUUCAAACAAAUGAGUGUUUGGAGAACCAUGGAGGUUGCUGGGUCGACAAGGCUAAUAACGUCACUGCAUGCAAGGAUACCUUCCGUGGGCGUGUUUGUGAGUGCCCUAUUGUCAAAGGUGUAAAAUUCGUGGGGGAUGGAUAUACCAACUGUGAAGCUUCCGGUGUUGGUAGGUGUGAGAUCAACAAUGGAGGAUGCUGGAAAGAAACUAAGAAUGGGAAGACAAUAUCUGCCUGCUCGCAUGAAGAAUCUGAAGGUUGCAAAUGUCCACAAGGUUUCAAGGGCGAUGGUGUAAAAAGCUGUGAAGAUAUUGAUGAAUGCAAAGCGAAAUCUGCCUGUCAGUGCAAUGGCUGCAGUUGCGAGAAUACAUGGGGAAGCUAUGAAUGCAGCUGUGGUGGUAACAACAUGUUAUACAUGAGAGAGCAAGACACGUGCAUCAGCAAACAAGCUGCCUCCUCAGUCGGCUGGAGCUUCAUGUGGGUUAUUUUCUUCGGACUUGUAUUUGCCGGGGUCGGAGCAUAUGCAGUGUACAAAUACAGGCUACGGAGUUACAUGGAUUCGGAGAUCCGCGCCAUCAUGGCUCAGUACAUGCCUUUGGACAGCCAAGAAGGCGCAAACCAGCAACAGCAUGUCGCGCAUGCUGGUGAUAUCUGAGACCAGAUGGCACUGCUUUUGCUGAGCAACACAGAAGCGUGCAGUGUAUGUAUUAUCAUCGGUGGCGUCGGCUUUACAGCGCGAAGCAAAGAUACGGUUUGUACGCGAGGAGAUUUGAUGUAUGAUUCUAGGAGUUACACUGUUGUGCACCUUCAUUUUGUGAGACACGAUGCACAGCAUAGGCGGAUAUUGUCACGGUUACCCUACUCCCUUUGUCGGCUCUAGACUCAUUGCAUACUACGAACGUUCUACGUGUCAACAUCCUGUAAAUACUUGGUGUUCAGACUACUUGCCCCCGUUAUAUCUGAAUAAAUCUGGAGCCUAGAGGUGGUAUACAGUUCUUUCCUUUUUA